Molecule: messenger RNA, 1683 nt
Organism: Lichtheimia ornata
Lineage: Eukaryota; Fungi; Mucoromycota; Mucoromycetes; Mucorales; Lichtheimiaceae
Exons: 5
Coding region: 1-1683 (560 amino acids)
Source: RefSeq, a predicted model, not a curated record
AUGCUCCUCUGCGUUUUUCUUUGUGCCUUCUUCCUUACCUUUCCAUGGUUUCUCCCAAUUGCUCUUUUCCUUUACUUGGCCGUCCAACUGGUUAUCGAACUUGCUCUCCCUCUUGCGGUGUUGUCUUGUGUCGCCCUUUUUUAUUACUACGUUUGGUGUUCGGUUGCUGCCUACUUGGAGAAGUGGGUGUGUAUCGCUGAUUACAGUCGUUUGGCAAGUGUGGUCGAUGCAAAUCCCACCUUGACCACCAAGUUGCUUGUUUGCCCUCGUUUGGCUGGUGUUGCUGUCUCUGGUGAUGUUGUCUCUUCUGGUGUGGCUGCUUUGUCUGGUGUUGCUGUUUCGUCUCGUGUUGCUGGUGUUGCUGUCUCUGCUGUUGGUUCUGAUUUUGGAGGUGAAGAUUUUGCCGGUGAUGAAGAAGUUGUCCCUGCUGGUGGUGAAGAUGUCUCUUGUUCUGUUGGUGGUCAUCGUGGCGCUGAUCCUGCUUUUGGUGGUGUUGAAGUUGCUUUUGUCCCUGUUGGUGUUCGCUUUGUGCCUGCUAUUGGUGGCUCUGUUUCUGGUGACGUUGCUGCGGCUGUUGAUGUUGUUCCUCCGGUUCCUGCUUUGGUCCGUGAUCCUGUUCCUGCUGGUGCUGCGCAUCCUGUUGGUGAUGUUCCUUUUGUUGGUGGUGAUGAUGAUGCUCAGGAUGCUGAUGGCGAUGACGAGGAUGAUGAUGAUGACGAGGAUGAUGAUGAUGACGAGGAUGAUGAUGAUGACGAGGAUGAUGAUGACGAUGAUGACGAGGAACUAGCUUUCCUCAUGUACCAUUUGAGUGUGGAGGACCCCUUUGAUGAGGAUGCCUACAUGGCACCUCCUUUCGAUCGGCGGUAUGAGGAGCCCGUUGAUGUGAUGGUGAUUGAUGACGACCCAAUCUCCAUCAUGUUCGCCGAUUUGACUUUCCCUCCUUUCCCUCCAUUCCUUGACGAUGAUGACGACGACGAUCCUAUUGAUGUUGACAUGCCUUCCUUUGAACCUCCUUCUCAACCCGCAACACCUCAACCAUCACCUCCACCUUCACCCACGCCAAUCCCAAUGGAGGUUGAACCUAUGCUCCUUUCUCCUCUUGUUACCCCCAUCACUACUACCACCACUACCGCUGCCACAACAACCAUCGAUACCGCCAACAUCAACAUCCGCAAUCCCUUAUCACCAACCACAACUACCGCUGUUAUGCCAACCACCACCCUUAUGUCAACCCCCACCGCCAUUUCUAUGCCACCACCAGCUACCGCAACCACACCUACCACCAGCUCUCGUUUUGUCACUCCUUUUACCACCCCACCGCCUAUUCAUCAUCAUCCUACUGCUACUACUGUUACCACUAAUUCCGCAACUUCUCAUGUCACCCUCGCAACACUCGCUUUUCGUCCUCGUCCUUUUACCAAUACCAAUCAACCUCGCCUUACAUCUACUCCUAUCACUCCCGCUACCACCACCACAAUCCGCAACACCCCUCGUCCACCAUCACCACGUCCGCAACCACGUGGUGCAUUACAGCAAGCAAUGCCACAGCCCACCAUGAGACCUGAAGAUGCAGCCGCUCUUGCUGAGUUGUUACGUGAGUUGGGGGCUGUGGCAGAGGAGGAGGAUGACGACGAUGAUGAUCAUGACAAUGAGGAAUGGGAAGACGUUUGGCUUCCUUUGUGA